UGCGUACCAGGAGUCAGAGAGGCUGAGCCAGCACUGACGGCUCAUUGUGGUGGUUAAGAUACGAAACAGAUCAGAAUUGUAUCUCCAAGUGAUGUACUCGCACUCACCUUUGCAGGGGAAGGUCAGGUCAUAGGAGGACAUUACCUGGGGGGUAUUCGCCGAUGGAAGAUUGAAGACGGACAACAACAGAGUCCAACCAUGGGAGCAAACGGCAUCGUCGCUUCUCUUGCCAUUUCCCAGGAUGGCCGGUGGUUGGUGUCUGGAGACCGCGGAAAGACAGGCAAUCGUCUGGAAUGCAGCCACUCAAGAAAAAGUGCGCGAGCUCAAAGAACGCGCCGGCUAUGUGUUGGGGGUCGAUAUCUCGAGUGACAGUACUAAUUUUGCCAUUGUGGACUACAACGACGCCGAGAUAUUCAGCGUCACUUCUGGUGUCCGACUCCUGCCUCCCGUCCCGCACACUAAUGUUACUGGUGUCAAGUUCUCCCCAGACGGCAGCCGAUUUGCUACUGCCUCGCAGACUCACGGUGUCCGUGUCCACAGCACCCACAAUGGCAACAUCUUGUUCGACUCAGGUCAAAAAGGUUCAUCUAGUUCAUGGCCGGUCGCUCCGUUGGCUUGGUCGUCUGAUGGCCAACAAUUGUUCGUCGCGAGCGUAGGCAAAAUCACCUGUUUCGACCUUUCGAAGUCCUUGUCUUCGGAAUGGUCGAUCCACGAAGACCAAUCCCGGGUAUCUAUCGCAUCCAACGGCAGAUUCAUUGCAUGUGCCGCAGGGUCAUCGAUUUCACUAUGGGACUGUGUGUCCCACAAGCAGAUCGGUACCAUUAUCACAUACACCUCACAGAUCAACUGUGUCGCUCUCUCACCAAGCGGGGGGUGUCUCGCAUGUGGAAUUGGCAGGAAUACCACAACUCGCAAUCUCAGAGAUGUCCUUCCCCUCGAGUAUUUCGAGGACAGUCUUCCCCUCGUACGAAUGAGUGGUAAGAUCCUUAAAUCAUGGACACAGAACGACCCCACGAACACCGAAGUGCUGCUGUCGGAAGAGCUCACGAGUGCGUCAAGUCCCAGCCCCUACGUGCUAGCAAACCGCGCUCUUAUUCGAGCACGUCUGAAACAUUUGGCACCUGCGAUAGGGGACGCCAAGGAGUCCCUCCAGGUUCGACCAUCGCCUAUCGGCCAUAUUGCAAUGGCGGUCGCUCUACUUAACCAGGGCGAUCGAGAUGGUGCAUUGUGGACAUUCGACUUUGCUUUUCAAGACUGUGAGCUGUCCGACAUCAGCUUUCUCUUACUACUGAAGUCAAUCCUUGUAUUCGAAUGCGGAAAUCAAGGAGAGGCGAUAACGCGCAUAGAGUACCUUGCUACGAGAGCGAGCAAGGACAAAGAUAACAACGCCACCUACCUCUACGCCCAGGUCCUAGCAGUUAUGUACAUGAGAAAGGGAAAUUAUGGACGUGUGAUACCAUUGAUCGAGAGUACGAAGAACCUAGCCCCAGUAAACAAGCAAUGUCCUCCGCUAGUGACGAUCUCGCUUAUAUUUGGGUGGAGUUUCAUUGGGCUAGAUAUCAUUCCCCAGAAACAUCUAUGUGAAACCCUCUAUGCCGAAGGACGCGCAGCCGAAGCCACGGAGAUCCUCCUCAACACUAUCAGGACAUCAAAUGAGCAGAUACAGGCAAGCAAGGAAACAGCAGACUGGGUCGCAGAUUUCGCCAAAAGAUGCGCUACCACACUUGAGCACGAUGGCGAUGAAGCCUUCGGAUCUGCGAAACAUGACGACACAAUAACACAGUACUCUGCUAUGUUGCCUUCAAGUCCCGCAGGUCUGUUUAUCAAGCGGAGCAGAGCUCGAGCAGCAAAAAGGUUGUGGGAGGACGCACUGCAGGAUGCAAACGAGGCAGUGAAAGCGGACCCCUCCAGCCCUUGGGGCUAUCAUGCCAAGCAUGUGGCGCUUCAUGGAGCAAAACGGUAUGACGAAGCGAUCGAUGCUUUCGAGUCUAUGUUGCAAGUUAUUGAACAGUCCCAUGACCCUGCAAUCAGGCAACUGCGCAAGAACUACAUUUCUCCUUCCGAGACGGUUGCGGCUAUCGAUCCUGUUGUUCAUGGGAUCGUAAAAAAUUGUCCCCUUGUUGUCAUUGAUGUCAACACUGGUUGCCUUUGCGACGGUCCUGAGCAGAUUCGUAUCUUCAAGGCUGAUCCGUCGUUCAAAGAGCUUGUUUCAUCUAUGAAGACAGCAGUGGACAACGAGCAGAUCCUCCAAGUGAUUGCAAGCUUUUUCGGAUAUGUCAUGUUCUCGCACACAUGGCAGGGGAACGAGCCGUCAUUCCAGGAUGUCAAUAAAGUUGAAUCUAAAUCCGUGUGGGACCUUCCCGAUACGCCCUUGAAUAACAAGCUGCGCAAUUUCUGCAAGGAGGCACACAGGCUUGGUUACAACUGGGCAUGGUCGGAUACGUGCUGUAUCGACAAGACCACGGGACCCAUCCUUAAUCAAUCUCUUACAUCCAUGUACAAAUGGUAUGCGAAUUCGGCAGCCACUCUCGUAUUCCUUGCUAGCGUAACCCAUCCGUCCAAGCCCGGAGACCUUGCGCGCAGUCGAUGGAUGACGCGAGCAUGGACCCUGCAGGAACUUCUCUCACCGACAGUCAUCUUUUUCUAUGAUUCCGAGUGGAAAUUGUACCUCGGCGAUACCAGUGCGAACCACAAGGAAUCAGAGAUUAUGCAAGAGCUAGCAGAUGCUAUCGGUGUUCCGCGUGGAACAAUCGUCACGUUCUCUCCAGACGAUCUCGGGGUGCGCGAGACACUUCGUCUCGCUUCGUCGCGCAGUGCAAUGGUCGAGGAAGACGUUGCAUACUCUCUCAUCGGCAUAUUCAAGUCUGAUAUCAAACCCUACUACGGUGAAGGAGCCGAUGCCCUCGGACAUCUCCUAGAGGAGAUCGUGGCCCGUUCCGGCGAAGUCACCGUACUUGCGUGGUCAGGAAAGUCAUCAUCAUACAACAGUUGUCUCCCGACUUCCCUUUCCGUGUACAGUCAAAUUCCUCAUAGUCCUCCAUCACUCGAAGGGGAGGAGAUGGAAAGGCGUAUCCAGGAAUUAGGUGACAAGUUGCCCCGACAACAAGCGCGGACCAUAUUCAAUAGGAUCAACCGUCUCUCCCCCGCCCGUUUUGCAACCCGACGUCUACACCUUCCGUGCAUCGUCUUCUCUGUGAGAAGCCUCGAGAUGCUCCAUUCAAUCUCGAGCCCCCGGUUGUUCAGCGAUGAGAAGCUAUAUCGUACUAGGGUAUCGGGACUCGGCCAAGUGGAGUUCACGACUGCUGACCGUCUCUCGCUGAACGGGCCACAGCAACUCGUUUUCGCGCACCCUUGGAUUCAUUAUAUCCGAGGUCCGAGUGGCGGGAUUACCUGGGAAGAUGACUCGGAUUCUCAUACUGACUCUGAUUCGGCUGAAGUUGCGCCAUUGCCCGCUGCCCCCGCGCUUCAAGUUGACAACUAUACCCUGGCACUGGAGAUGAUUGCCCGCCUCGGACAGCCGUUCAGCGCAUUGCUUCUUCUAAAGCAGCCGAAUGGAGAGUACAAGAGGGUCGCUGCAGAGAACGAGAUUGUCGUCCCGGGACUUGGAACCAACAUCACCUCCAAAAAUAUUCGGGCAAAAGUCUUGGAAAUCCUUUGAUGUGUGUGGGGGGUUGGGCUCAGCUGCUGGUUUUUACAGUUUGUUGGUUUACCUGCUCAGACGGAAUCUCCAGAGUGUUCAUGACAACACUUCCUACA
Pisolithus orientalis is the source of this 3756-nucleotide messenger RNA. RefSeq lists its product as uncharacterized. NCBI's taxonomy places the organism in Eukaryota, Fungi, Basidiomycota, Agaricomycetes, Boletales, Pisolithaceae. Gene Ontology annotation, molecular function: protein binding. The record is from RefSeq and is a predicted model, not a curated record. The transcript has 9 exons. The coding region runs from base 242 to 3658 and encodes 1138 amino acids.